Molecule: messenger RNA, 1325 nt
Organism: Pleuronectes platessa (European plaice)
Lineage: Eukaryota; Metazoa; Chordata; Actinopteri; Pleuronectiformes; Pleuronectidae
Product: peroxynitrite isomerase THAP4
Exons: 5
Coding region: 125-637 (170 amino acids)
Source: RefSeq, a predicted model, not a curated record
UCCCACAAUUCCCUGCUGUGCGUCUGUAUAAACGUCACUUCAACACGUCGCAGUCUUAUUGAAGGACAUUAAACCUUGUGUUGGGUCCUGUGUUGUUGUUUAUUCCUUCCUGUUUACAUCAGAAAUGUCGUGUCCUGUUUAUCACGCCGCACCGGAGUUGAACCCAAGCCUCCUCCCCUUAAACUGGCUCCUUGGUGCCUGGGAGUCAGAUGAGCCUGGAGAGGGCAGCUUUCCUUCCAUAGAACCUUUCCGCUACACAGAGACCCUGCACUUCAGCCAUGUUGGAGGACCAAUGAUAAACUUCAUGUUCAAUGCGUUCCAUGCAGAAUCUAAAAAGCCGAUGCACCAGGAGUGUGGCUUCAUUCGAAUGCAGCCAGGAACCAACAAAGUGGCGUUCAUCAUCGCACAAAAUUCAGGUCUAAUGGAGAUUGAGGAGGGGGAGCUGACUGGGAAGCAGCUGAACCUGAAGACCCACGCUCUGGCCAGAAUCUCUUUUGCCAAGAAGCCACAAGUCAAGCAGAUUUCCAGAGAGUUUCAGCUCAGAUCAGAUGGAAGGCUGGAGCAGACUGUUUCCAUGGCAACAGACAACCAGCCUCUGAAGCAGCACUUGCACGUCAUCUACCGUCGGCCAUCUUGAUUCAUCACUCAGGCAGGCUUCUCCUGCAUAAAAAUAACUUUGUCUGGAAUGACAAAUGUUGCUGGAAAAAAAGGCUUGCUUAAUAAUCAGAGAUGUGUCAGAUAAACAUGUAAACAUCUCUAUAAUUAUACAUUAUAUCUAUACUAUGGUAUGUGGAAUGCUGUACAUUAACCAUUAAUGGUACAUAUAGUAGUAGCAUGUAAUGGUUUAAGCAUGGCUUUUGGGACAGAUGUAAGUUUUACUUAAUGGCCUCGUUCUGGAAACUAUACUUUUCGUUUGGAGUUAUGUUGCUAUUAACUGCCAGAUAUUUUAUCUUUGGGUUGAGGAGCUAAUGGAGGAUGAUAUUGAGGACAGUAUCAUUUUUUACAUAUCAUUGCACUAUCAAAAGUUUGGCAGCUUAAGUAACUGUUGUGGUUCUGGAGUCACUUUUUGUUUGUUUAGAUCAGGAGCUUUAUUCUUAGACUGGGUGGCACUGAAUUUAAAGAUGUUUUUAUAGCUACUUAAUAUGAUCCUGUAAGAGUUUCCCCCAUGAGUUUCAUGGUGUUUGUUUUAUGUCUUUGAAUGCACGGGACCUUCAGUAUAAAAUAUCAAAUGUUUUUUCUUUUGCUUCCAAUGGUCUUCUUCCUCUAUCCUUGUGGAUUUCAAAAUUGAAUGUCAUUUUCAAUAAAGUCUGUGUUAAACUGUGAAA